This is a messenger RNA of Trachymyrmex cornetzi, 1514 nucleotides long. RefSeq lists its product as uncharacterized. The transcript is spliced from 4 exons. The record is from RefSeq and is a predicted model, not a curated record. NCBI's taxonomy places the organism in Eukaryota, Metazoa, Arthropoda, Insecta, Hymenoptera, Formicidae. Bases 491 to 1114 code for a protein of 207 amino acids.
AUUGAUUUCUGUUAACAUCUUUGACUAUAUAAUAUGGACUGCUAGCACUAACUUCAGACUUGUUGUCAAGAUGUGUCGCGCCCCCCUCGACCAAUUGAGGAAUUCGUGAACUAACAUCACAGCUGAUAGGGCACAUGACACCUUUGAACGUGCUUCUUUGACUGUAGUCAAAGACGUGCUCAGAGCAGUUCAGAGUUCCAAAGCUGAAACUAUUCGUGACAAAAAAAAAUCGAGAUGGUCGCAUAUUGCUUCGUCGAAGGCUGCAUUUCAAGCAAAUACAAAGGGAAAUCCGAGAAACAUAAACGUAUUGUGCCUAUGUAUGGGUUUCCCAGUAAUACAAAGAUCAAAGAAAAAUGGAUAAACGCAUUACUUAUUUUAAAUAAGCAAAGUAAUGCUAUAAAACCAUCUAAGUACAGCAGAAUCUGUGUAAAACAUUUUUCAGAAGAUCAAAUUGAACAAUUUGGACUACAGACCGUUCGUUUAAGAAAGAAUGCUGUUCCAAAUAUAUUUCCGAAUGCAGAAAGGGAGAGAAAUUCCUAAAAAUAGAGACAAUUUUGAUCCUGACAAUGAAAAAGAAUUGAAUCCUGAAAAAGAAAUUGAAGAAUGUCAAAUAAACGAGCUAAUUAAUCAAGAUUUUAACAAUUCAGAGAAAUACAAUGAAGCUUAUGAAAUUAAUCUAAAUGAGCUACCAAAAAAUAUUGAAGAAACACCAGCAAAUCAUUCUUGCAACGAAGAAAUUGCAUUCUCUUCCAAUAUUGAGGAAUGCAAUGUGGUUCAAACUACUACAACUAAGAAGAUAAGAUAUCUUGGAGACAUAUCGGAUGCUAUAAUAGAAAAUAUGUGUCGAGAUGAAAUAAUAAAAGUCGUUAAAAGGCUUAAAGAAGUGACAAGAAAAAAAGAUAUCAUUAUAAAACGUUUGCGAACUGAACUUUCACGUUCACAAAAAAGAGUACACACCUUAAGCACAUUAUUAACAGAUUUAAAACAAAAAUAUAGUCUCCCUUCUGAUUGUUGCAAGACAUUACAGAGAAUUUCUGAAGAUAUUGAUAUUAUUAUACAAAUAAAAAUGGAGGAAAGAGCAAAUAUUCUGCAGAAUUACGCGCUUCCGCAUUAACUUUAAAUUUCUAUAGUCCAAAGGCAUAUAAUUACAUUAGAAGUAUUUUCCAUAAUAAAUUACCAGCGUCAUCCACAAUUUGUGCUUGGUACAGUAAUAUUAACGGAUCACCAGGUUUAACUCAAGAAGCAGUACAAAUAUUGAAAAGAAAAAGCGACAAUGCAGGUGGUAAGAAAUUAUAUGCGUGCCUCAUCAUGGACGAAAUGUCCAUUAGAAGACAAAUAUUUUGGGAUAAUAAAAAAAAAACAAUCGCAGGAAUUGUGGAAAAAGAAUUACCUACUCACGAGGAUGAACGUGUACCUGUAGUUAAGCAAGCAUUGGUAUAUUUAUUAAACGGUAUAAACGAAAGGUGGAAAUUACCAAUUGCAUACUUUUUUGUUAACGGGCUUACUAAAGAAGA